GCAGUUAUUAAAAGACAGAGCGAAUUAAGCCUGGAUUCUUCCUUGUAUGGAAGUACAGAUGGAAGCACAAAUCAUUCAGUGACAUCCACUCACGAUCUAUAUAGUGUUCCCUUCUCCCAAGAGUAUAAUGAUUUCCCCACACAAGCAGCUGACUUAUUGCAUAAAGUUGGUGACUUAGCCAGUUCCCCUAGUUUGAAGAGAUUUUUUCACAGCAAGGCCGAUGCUUUCCUUUCAAAUGACUACUAUGACUCGGAUAUAGCUUGGAUGGAGUUGGACUCUAAGCUGGAUGUUACUAUUGGGCCAUAUGAAACAUAUGAAGAUGCUCUUUUUGGAUACAAGGAUGUCAAGGGUCCUCAAACUGCUGCAUUUAAUCUACCAAAUGACGAGCGUAUAGUAAAAGAUCGAGGAACAUCAAUGGUCAUGCUUAAGAAUAUCUCAGAGGCUAAGCUCAAGCACAUUCUUCAGCCUAUAGCUGAUGUUUGUAUUACAAAGGAACAACAGGAACUUGUAGAUUUUGAAUCUUUCUUCACUCACACAAUUUGCCAUGAGUGCUGCCAUGGGAUUAGACCUCAUAGCAUAACACUUCCAGAUGGUAGAAAGUCAACAGUGAGAUUGGAACUGCAAGAACUCCACUCAACUCUGGAAGAAGCAAAAGCUGAUAUAGUUGGCCUUUGGGCUUGAAGUUCCUAAUCGACAAGG
Messenger RNA from Malus domestica (apple), 699 nucleotides. The record is from RefSeq and is a predicted model, not a curated record. NCBI's taxonomy places the organism in Eukaryota, Viridiplantae, Streptophyta, Magnoliopsida, Rosales, Rosaceae.